This is a messenger RNA of Ictidomys tridecemlineatus (thirteen-lined ground squirrel), 998 nucleotides long. RefSeq names its product hydroxypyruvate isomerase (putative) (gene Hyi). Gene Ontology annotation, molecular function: hydroxypyruvate isomerase activity. NCBI's taxonomy places the organism in Eukaryota, Metazoa, Chordata, Mammalia, Rodentia, Sciuridae. Gene Ontology annotation, biological process: glyoxylate metabolic process. The record is from RefSeq and is a predicted model, not a curated record.
CUAACGGACACGGUCUGGUCUGUCGCUGCAGCAUGGCUCCGCUACGCUUCUCCGCCAAUCUGUCCUGGCUGUUCCCGGAACUCCCCGACCUCCCUGCGCGACUGCGGGCUGCGGGCAGCUCGGGCUUCGAGGCCGCCGAAGUGGCCUGGCCGUACGCGGAGCCGCCCGAGGCUCUGGCGCGCGCCGCGCGGGCAGCGGGGCUGCAGCUGGUAUUGAUCAACACGCCCCCGGGAGACCAGGAGAAGAGGGAAAUGGGGCUGGGGGCCGUCCCCGGGAGACAGGCGGCUUUCCGAGAAGGGCUGGAGCAGGCUGUGCUGUACGCCAAGGCUCUGGGCUGUCCUAGGAUCCACCUGAUGGCUGGCAGAGUACCCCAGGGGGCUGACCGAGCAGCAGUCACAGGUGAGAUGGAGACAGUUUUUCUGGAGAACCUAAGGUAUGCAGCUGGAGUUUUGGCUCAGGAGAACCUCGUGGGACUGCUGGAGCCCAUUAAUACGCGUAUCACUGACCCCCAGUACUUCCUGGAUACACCCCAGCAGGCGGCUGCCAUCUUACAGAAGGUUGGAAGACCCAACCUCCAAUUACAAAUGGAUAUAUUCCACUGGCAGAUCAUGGAUGGGAACCUGACGGGAAACAUUCGGGAGUUCCUGCCUAUCAUUGGCCUCAACAGGAGCCUGGCCCCAUGUCUUUCCACAUCUGUCCCUAGGGCACGUACAGGUGGCACAGGUCCCUGGCCGAGGGGAGCCAGGGAGCCCUGGAGAGCUGCAUUUCCCCUAUCUGUUCCAGCUGCUGGAAGAUGAAGGCUACCAAGGCUUUGUGGGCUGUGAGUAUCAGCCUCAAGGAGACACAGUAGAGGGUCUGAGUUGGCUACGUUCAUACUGGGAUAAGCGGGGCCACCCACGGGUUGUCCAGUGAGGUCCUGCACACUACCCACAUGCCUCUCUGGGGCAAUGAGUGAGCACCCCGAGUCGUCUUCUUUGAAUUAAAGACAACUUACUGAA